This is a messenger RNA of Exophiala viscosa, 525 nucleotides long. RefSeq lists its product as uncharacterized. NCBI's taxonomy places the organism in Eukaryota, Fungi, Ascomycota, Eurotiomycetes, Chaetothyriales, Herpotrichiellaceae. The transcript is spliced from 2 exons. The coding region runs from base 1 to 525 and encodes 174 amino acids. The record is from RefSeq and is a predicted model, not a curated record.
AUGGCGGCCACCAGCGACAAUAUCUACAUCCACCACGGCAGGGGUGGUGCAGGCAAUGUGACCAACGCAUCUAUGGCGGACAAGCGACGACCCAGUCACAGCACCGAUGCACAGUCCUAUCGCCGCGAAUUUGGCGGGCGCAGAUUCAGCACAGGUGUAGGAGGAUCCGGGAACAUGUCUUCUCAGUCUGCAGUGAGACAAAACCAGCAAACCGAAGCCGAUGAAACAGCCCGGCUGCUGCAUGACAUGCAGGCUCCUGGCAUUAUGCUCCUAGAGGAUCCCUUUCAUACUGGAAGAGGUGGUGCGGCCAAUAAAUACAAGCCGAGUGACGAGGAGAUCCAAGAGGCACGCGAGAACAACGAGAACGUCCGCCGCCAGAGUCUAGCCAGCGUAGCUCAACGACGGGAAAGCCUUGCCGCGCUCAGUCAAGGUGAAAGUCCUUCGAGCAGCUGGAGUAGUCGUAGGAUGAGUGUGGUCGAUUCGGUGAAAGACUUGCUCCAAGGCAGAAGAGCGAGUAAGGCAUGA